AUGGGUGGCGGGGGUUGGGGGACACCUCAGAGGGCGGAGGUAAAGGAGGCGGGCCGGGCCCUUCCCCCAGAGCCAGGGAGGCGUAGCCAGCGCGCAGGUGAAACCGACUCCGACCUAUCAGCUGCCACAGGCCAGCUUCGCUCAGGGGCCGCCUGGGAGCCGCCCUCUGCCACCGGGGCUGCGCGCGGGGACUCAGCCCGGGCACCCGACCCUGGGGACCCUCGGCCCUCCCGAAGCGCUUCGGAGAUGCGGGCUGAGCUGGUUUCCGCGGCUGAUGGAGGCGGGUGGCCCCGCCCUGGGCGCAGGAACCAGGGGCCCACUCGUGCCUGGUCGGUGUUGCCAGACAACUUCCUCCAGCUACCCUCGGAAACCACCUAUGGGGUCUCGGAAACGAACUUGGCUCUGCCAGAGCUCGCACUGUCUUGUCAUCCUCUCCUGCCUGUGGUUCCUGAUGAGUCCUCAGAAUCCUGGCCGGGGAACCCUCCACCCACUGUCUUUCGAAGCAUUCGUUGUCAGCUGUCCCUCCAGGAUCUGGAUGACUUUGUGGAUCAAGAGAGCCACGGCAGCGAGGAGAGCAGCAGUGGACACAAAGAGUCUCCCGGAACCCCCGAGGAGGGACUGCAGCCUGUCUUGGAAACUUCCUCUUGGGGAGAGCUCAGGGAUCCUAAUGAGGGCCUGUCUGUGUCUUCAAAUGAAGGCAGCCCCAGUCGGAUCCGGCAGAGCCUCAGGUAUAGAGGGAAUGCGCCCAGUUUUCGGAAGGUCCCAACGGGGGCUAAAAGCUUUGGAGACCACUCCCAGGAGGCUUCACCCUGGCCAGCCUCCAGGUUCCGGAGGUCUCUCAGGAGGAGCGCUCGAACUGGGAGAACCUACUCCUCCUCUGAUGAGGAACAUCUUGAUGAGGACUUGUUGAAAAGGAGCCGGCGGCCACCUCGGUCCAGGAAACCUUCCAAGGCAGGAGCCCUGCCCAGCCCAAGGGUGGAUAUUGUUUUGGUACAGAAAUUCUCAGAUGCUAAUGUUGUGGCACGGCAGCCACACAACUCCUGGGUCCCUAGCAGAGAUACAUCUGCAGCCUUGAUACACCACAGACCUCCUGAGCACAAGUCAUCCCUUGUCCCCUUAGAUGCCAGGGAACAUGAAUGGAUUGUGAGGCUUGCCAGUGGCUCCUGGCUUGAUGUGCAGACUUUGUUCUGGGAAGACCCCCAGUUGGCUUUGCACAGAGACUUCCUGACGGGGUACACAGCCUUGCACUGGAUAGCCAAGCAUGGUGACCUGCAUGCCCUUCAGGACUUUAUCUCUGGAGCCCAGGAGGCAGGGAUUGUACUAGAUGUAAACGUGAGGUCUAGUUGUGGCUAUACCCCACUGCACCUAGCAGCUAUUCAUGGCCACCAGGGAGUUAUCAAAUUGCUAGUGGAAAGGUUGGCUUCUCGGGUGAAUGUCCGGGACUACAGUGGCAAGAAGCCGUGGCAGUAUCUGACCAGUAAUGUCACUGGAGAAACAUGGCAGCUCCUAGGUGCACCCCGAGGCAAACCCAUCUUCCCUGUAUAUCCCUUAGUGCAAAGCUCCUCCCCAACCAGGAAGGUCAAGAGUCGGGAAAUGUCUAGAAAUGUCACCCGGAAGACUUCCUUGGCUGCUUUGCUCAAAACCCAGCACAACAAAUGGAAGAUGGCCAGCCAAUAUGAGAAAUUCCACACCCCAAAGGAGAGAGAAGAAUAUAGUGACUGAGGUGGGCUCUUUUCUCAAGAAGGCAAAGCACCCCCCCCCAGAAGCUACUAAGUAGAUGAGAGAACCCAGGGAAAACAAAUGGCUAGGAGUUGAUACAGAAAGGACCAGUGAAAUGGUGUCCUCGAGGGUCAUCUCAACUUCUUGAAGGUUCAUACAUACGUUUGUAGACAAUAGCAGAGCCAGGCACUCAAGCCUGAAACGGUCCCACUCUCCUGAGCCAGCCAGGGGUCUGGGCACCGGAAGGCACAGUGUUUUCUGAGGCAGUGCCAGACCUUACUAGAAAGGAAACAGAUGCAUCAGAGAAAGGCAGUUCAUGGAACUGACAUAGCUCACGCUCUUCUCUGGCUGGAAACUCUCUGGCUUCUAUUCCUCUUGAGAAUAAAUCUUGGCUGAGUGGAAAGUACCAGGUUUGAAGUCAGAUGGCAUCCCUUCAUUUUCUUUAUAUGCCAUUUGGCAUUCCAACCAGUGAAAUAAAAUGGUUUCUAGAGAGUGUAGAAUCUGAUUGAAGAGACUUCCCCAGUCUUGUGCCCAAGCCUUCCUGUGAACAGCAUCUAUGGUUGCUUGGUGUAAACUGAUGACUUUCUUCUCUGCAUAUCAGAAGUAGACAGGAGAGAUCAGAUAUGACCUUGACUUUACUCUCCAGAGAAAUGACACCAUCAGGCCCUGUUUGUUUGUGUUUGUUGGUGUUAGUUUUUUGUACCAAUCCAAAGUGAAUUUCCCAAGUAUAAAAAUAGCUUGAUUCUUCAUUUGUGUAAUGACUGACACUCUUCACCCUGCAGGGAAACUCCCUGUAUAGCCAACAGAAUUAUCUCUGAUAGUUUC
This is a messenger RNA of Cricetulus griseus (Chinese hamster), 2544 nucleotides long. The record is from RefSeq and is a predicted model, not a curated record. Lineage: Eukaryota; Metazoa; Chordata; Mammalia; Rodentia; Cricetidae.